Messenger RNA from Acanthoscelides obtectus, 456 nucleotides. Lineage: Eukaryota; Metazoa; Arthropoda; Insecta; Coleoptera; Chrysomelidae. The record is from the annotation of a GenBank genome assembly.
UCACAGAUUCAGUACGCCAACAGGAAGGAAGGAAGGAUGUGAUUUUGAAACGAGGAGUUGAUUAUAAUGCACUGGGGGUAGGCGAGAGCUGAAGCACAGUACUUCAUGACUGCAGAAGUAAUCCUAUCCUUUCCAGUGGACGAACAACUUAUGAAUGUUCGCUAGGCAUCUAUCAGGGCUGUAUAAGUUCGGAAGAAUACCAUUACCAUCAGGUUCAUUCACAAAAUCUUCACUAAAAGCAUCCUCAAGAAGAUUGUCAGAUUUUUCGGCAUCAGUAUGUAGGUGGCCAUUGGGAUCACGGAUUUGUGGGGAAGAAACCUUAGAGUUCAGGGUGGAUCUCAAGUAUCUAAACAACUUCUUCUCAUCUUUCGAUGAUACAAGAUUUUGCUCAUAAUGGAGGAUUAUGCCCGGCCAAAGUGAAUCCCUUCUAACUAGCUGUAUAACACGUAUAUAAUA